AUGGCCUUGUUAAAGGAGACAAUGUCAGUUUGUACCCUCGUCACGACUCUGCAGACGCCUCAAAUUGGCGAACGACAUGGUCGUCGCUGUGGCACGGAGAGACGAAAUAAGGGGGAUGUGGAGGAGGAGGAGGAGGAGGGAGAGAGCAUCUGCUCCACUCUCCACCUCUCCAAUCCUAUUUUCGUUGCACAGACACAGAAUAUGAAUGGACCAGGCAUUGAAUUGGUUGGAGGAAUGCCAUCUGACCACAUUCAACUCCAGUCCAUCAUGCCUCACUUCACUUCACUCCAAGUUGACAUCCAUCAGUUGGCGGCUCAAAAAAAACACGUGACACUCUCACCACGUGCACAUUUGUGA
Molecule: messenger RNA, 357 nt
Organism: Hydatigera taeniaeformis
Lineage: Eukaryota; Metazoa; Platyhelminthes; Cestoda; Cyclophyllidea; Taeniidae
Source: the annotation of a GenBank genome assembly